GCGCGAGGCCGACUGGUGCAUUGUGGGAUUGCUGGAUCCCGUAAGGACUCGGUAACGGCAGGAAUCAUCCGGGGGUGUUAUUUAUUCGGCUUUACCGGGAAAAGCGGCUGUUGUUUUGUCAGUCGGUCCACGAUACUGGCGCCGAUGAAUUCGUCGGUAGCCAAGAAGACCCAGGACACCCUGGGCAAGGUGAUUAAAAAGCCCCCUCUGACUGAGAAGCUGCUCGGAAAACCUCCGUUCCGCUACCUGCACGACAUAGUGACCGAGGUUAUUCGAACCACUGGCUUCAUGAAGGGACUCUACGAGGACUCUGAGUUGAAAUCAGACAAUGUCAAGGACAAGGACUCGAAGAUUGCCUUCCUGCAGAAGGCCAUCGACGUGGUGGCACUAGUGUGUGGGGAGCCUCUGGCAGUGAGACCGGCGCGCAUCGUGGCUGGCCAUGAAGCCGAAAAGACUAACGAGCUGCUCCAGGCCAUUGGCAGGUGCUGCCUCAGUAAGUUGUCCAGUGAGGAGGCUGUAAGGAGAGUGCUGUUGGGGGAGAAGCCUGAUCUCAGAGUGAAGCCCAGCAGCUCCAAAUCCAAGGACAAAGAGAACCAGGAGGACAGAGAGCACCCCCGGGACAAUGAGCCACAGAGAGUAAACAAAGAGCGAAGCUCCAGCAGGGACCGGAAGGAGCUUCCGAAGGAUCCUGAGGGCAAACGGUCCGAGAAGGACAGACCACGAGAUGCCGCAAGGUCUGAGAAGCGGCGUGAGCGCGAGAGGACCAAGGAGCGGGACCGUGACAGGGACAAGGACAAGGAGAGGGACUUGCGCAGAGAGAAAGACAAGGAAAGAGACCGGGAGAAACGGAGAGAGAGAGACAAGGAGAGGGAGCGCCAUGAGCAGGCGCAGGGCCGGCAAGAAGCAGAGGAAUCGGAAAGGAGGUCCCGUGGCACGGAGGACAGACUGAGCAGGCGGCCGCCUGAGCGGCCUGUUGGGAAUGGCAAGCAAGAAACCGAGCAGGACAGUCCCAUGAGGAUACCCCGACCUUCUUCUGCCAAAGGCCAGAGAAGGUUACCAAAGCCUGGGGGACAGGAUGAAUCUGACAGCGAUGGAGGGCCAGAUGCUCAACCAGAGGAGAAGACAGUCCAUCAGGAGAAUGGCGACGUGCCAGACUCACACAAACAUGGUGCUGCCUUGAGCGGUAACCGGGGUCUCCCACGACCCAGCAGCGCACGGCCAGCCCCACCCCGCGUGAAGAGGCAGGAGGUCCAGCCCGAGGUCAUGCCCAUGGAGAGGCUGGGCAGCGCCAAGCCCUCGGCAGCGGUGAUCAUGGAUGGCGGAAAGCCGUCAGAGGAUGAAGAGGAUGAGGAUGCACAGUUCGUAGUGGAGGAAGCUGCCGCCCCACCGCCUGAGAUGCCUGCGCUGGAAGCGGAGGCUGCGAUCGAGUUGCAGGAGAACGAGAAGCAUGGUGGACUAGUGAAGAAAAUACUGGAAACUAAGAAAGACUAUGAAACUUCGUCGUCACCAAAAUCGAAAGACCAGGAACGGACCCCGGUGUCCGAGGCAGCGCGGAAGAAGGAGCGGGACCUAGUGUCCCGUGAGGUGGAGCGCCUGCGUGCCUCCGUGCAGACGGUGUGCCGCAGUGCCCUGCCGCUGGGCAGGAUUAUGGACUACAUCCAGGAGGAUGUAGACUCUAUGCAGGCCGAGCUGCAGAUGUGGCGGAGGGAGAACCAGGAGCACGGUCAGGCCCUGGUACAGGAGCACAGAAUAACAGAGAGCACGCUGGAACCCCUGCAGGCCGAGCUGGUAGAGCUAGAACAGCUCAUCAGGGAGCAGCAGGACAAGAUAUGCACCGUCAAGUCCAACAUCCUCAGGAACGAGGAGAAGAUCCGCAAGAUAGUCUCCACCAUCAAUUCCACCUCCCGCACAUGAGGGGUGUCGACGCGAAGCACAUGACACGCGUGUAGUAGGAGGUGGAACACCUCAGCCCUCCGCAACCAGCUUGAUUGGCACACGGGGAAGCCUGACUGCGCUCAAAGCAGGUGAUCUAUAAACUCACUGUCGUCCCUUGUUCCUCUCCCCUCCUCAUUAACGUGCCUUCCAGUCAAAAUGCACUUUCGGCAGGACACCAUUGUGGCCCUCGUCCUGUGGUGUCAUGAACUCUUCCACAUUUUUAGUGGCACUUCCCAUAUUGAAAAUCUCCGCUUUAGCAUAUUGUCAAGCAUUAAUAAAUAGCUUUAUUAUAGGCCUGGAAGAGAUGGCUUUAACAGGUCACAUCUAGACAAAGCUGCUGUGGUAGGUUUCUAUUGGUGUUGACCUACUGAGAUUAUCAGUUAGCAAUAUGACCCCCCCCCCCCCACUGGUUCAGCAGAUUUCCUAAAGCAAUAGAGACGGUAUAGGCUGGAAAGAAAAAAGCGUAUUUCCCAAGAUGCACUUUUGGAAACAAGGCUUCCCUAGCGGGCAGAGCUGAAAGCAAAGGGCUGUUUGUCCGCCUGCAGCAUGAGCUCUGCGGACCCAGUAGGUACCAACUCGGAAGCGAGCGGACAGGCCCCCCCGCCCCGCCCCGGCCAGCAAGUCUGGUGGGCUUCCGCCCCAUGGGACGCUGCAUCUCACUGGCGCAUCUGGCGGGAGGAUGUGCUCACAAGAGGCACGAAGGAAAGUAUUUUGAUUUUGAUCAUAUGAAUUUCUGUUUUCAUUUUUCCGAAAACGCUGCCUCUUCAGAUGUAGUCUUGAACUGUAUUCCAGUACACCCGAAGAAUCGCAGUGGGACAUUUGCUCAGAAACGGGUGACUAAACUCCAAGGAAAAUGAGGUAGAGCAAAGCUUGAAAAGGCUGUGCUCCUCCUGUGUCCCCUCACUUCCCGAUGGACCACAGACUGUCCAUCUGCUGUGGUUACACUGCAGUGACAUCAGGGUUGUCCCUCCCGCGUCAGCAGUGUUAUUAGGGCUGUCGGCACUCAGUGUGAACCCGAGACACUCUUGCCUCAGAGCUCGCCGUGGGCCCCGCACAUCUCUCCACAUCUCUAAGAAGCUGAGAAUCUUCUAGCACGUUAUAAAAGGGAACCAUUCUCACUGUAAUCUGUAUCAUACCCUUAGUUAGCUUUCUUAUUUGUACAUUAUGUAUAUUUUGAGUCUGUAUCAUAGUUCACAGAUGACUAUAAUUUUUGUAGUGGGCUGAAAUAAAUGGUUACAUUUGAGUAAAAGAA
Messenger RNA from Brienomyrus brachyistius, 3187 nucleotides. RefSeq names its product TNF receptor-associated factor 3 interacting protein 1 (gene ift54). Bases 145 to 1914 code for a protein of 589 amino acids. The record is from RefSeq and is a predicted model, not a curated record. The transcript is spliced from 15 exons. Gene Ontology annotation, molecular function: microtubule binding. Gene Ontology annotation, biological process: regulation of microtubule cytoskeleton organization; cilium assembly; intraciliary transport. NCBI's taxonomy places the organism in Eukaryota, Metazoa, Chordata, Actinopteri, Osteoglossiformes, Mormyridae. Gene Ontology annotation, cellular component: centrosome; axoneme; intraciliary transport particle B.